Egretta garzetta (little egret) is the source of this 1542-nucleotide messenger RNA. RefSeq names its product serine palmitoyltransferase long chain base subunit 3 (gene SPTLC3). The transcript is spliced from 11 exons. Gene Ontology annotation, molecular function: serine C-palmitoyltransferase activity; pyridoxal phosphate binding. Gene Ontology annotation, biological process: sphingosine biosynthetic process; ceramide biosynthetic process. Bases 61 to 1542 code for a protein of 493 amino acids. The record is from RefSeq and is a predicted model, not a curated record. Gene Ontology annotation, cellular component: serine palmitoyltransferase complex. Lineage: Eukaryota; Metazoa; Chordata; Aves; Pelecaniformes; Ardeidae.
GGUGUAUCAAAUGGAACUCUCUACAAAAAAACAUUUAUUGAGCACUUUGAACAGGCACCAAUGUAUGUUGCUGUUCUUACUUUCCUGGGUUUUGGAGUGGGAACAAUAUUUGGCUACCUGCGAGAUUUUAUGAGAGCCUGGGGACUAGAAAAACGUAACGUUGCUGCAGAGAGAGAACAACAAAAAGAUUUUGUGCCACUUUAUCAAGAUUUUGAGAACUUUUACACCAGAAACCUCUAUAUGAGAAUACGGGAUAACUGGAAUCGUCCAAUUUGCAGUGUCCCAGGGCCACAGUUUGACCUCAUGGAACGUGUUACGGAUGAUUACAACUGGACAUUUAGGUUUACAGGAAGGACUAUCAAGAAUGUAAUCAAUAUGGGUUCUUAUAACUACCUCGGCUUUGCAGAAACAGAUGUUAAUGCUUUGAAAACUGUGACCAUAGAGUUACAAAAAUACGGGACAGGAAUCUGCAGUACCAGACAGGAAAUGGGCACCCUAGACAAACAUGUAGAACUAGAGAAACUUGUGGCCAACUUCCUUGGUGUGGAAGAUGCUAUGGUGUUUGGCAUGGGCUUUGCAACUAACUCAAUGAAUAUUCCAGCCCUUGUUGGGAAGGGCUGCCUCAUUUUAAGUGAUGAGUUGAACCACACUUCUCUCAUUCUUGGUGCAAGGCUUUCAGGUGCUACUAUUAGAAUCUUCAAGCAUAAUAAUAUGCAGAGCCUUGAGAAAUUGCUGAGGGAUGCAAUAAUAUAUGGGCAGCCUCGAAGCCGCAGAGCAUGGAGAAAAAUUAUCAUCCUCGUGGAGGGCAUUUACAGCAUGGAAGGAUCCAUCGUGCGCCUGCCAGAGAUAGUUUCCUUGAAGAAGAAAUACAAAGCCUACCUCUACUUGGACGAAGCUCACAGCAUUGGUGCAGUGGGCGCAACAGGCCGAGGAGUUGUGGAAUACUUCGGUAUGAGUCCUGAUGAUGUUGAUGUAUUAAUGGGAACGUUCACAAAGAGCUUUGGCGCAGCUGGAGGAUACAUAGCUGGCAAAAAGGACCUUGUGGACUUUUUACGAACUCAUUCUCACAGCGCUGUGUACGCCACAUCUAUGUGUCCAGCCGUAGCAGAGCAAAUCAUCAGGGCAAUGAAAUGUCUCAUGGGACUAGACGGGACAACACAAGGGCUCCAAAGAGUGCGCCAGCUGGGGAAAAACACAAGAUACUUCAGACGAAGACUGCAUGAAAUGGGCUUCAUCAUUUAUGGCAAUGAUGAUUCUCCUGUUGUCCCCUUACUCCUUUAUAUGCCUGGUAAGAUAGGGGCUUUUGCAAGACGCAUGUUAGAAAAAAAUAUCGGUGUGGUUGUGGUUGGUUUUCCAGCUACUCCUAUCACAGAAUCCAGAGCUCGGUUUUGUGUGUCAGCUGCACAUACACGGGAGAUGUUAGACACGGUUUUGAAUGCUCUGGAUGAAUUGGGUGAUUUUCUACAGCUGAAAUAUUCCCGGUAUUCCAAGUCAUCUCAUCCUGAACUGUAUGAAGAAACUAGGCUUGAACUUGAAGAUUAA